This is a messenger RNA of Mucor mucedo, 707 nucleotides long. Its product is annotated as ubiquitin-conjugating enzyme E2 2. The transcript is spliced from 5 exons. Gene Ontology annotation, biological process: protein polyubiquitination; DNA repair; proteasome-mediated ubiquitin-dependent protein catabolic process. The coding region runs from base 123 to 575 and encodes 150 amino acids. The record is from RefSeq and is a predicted model, not a curated record. Gene Ontology annotation, molecular function: ubiquitin conjugating enzyme activity. Gene Ontology annotation, cellular component: HULC complex. NCBI's taxonomy places the organism in Eukaryota, Fungi, Mucoromycota, Mucoromycetes, Mucorales, Mucoraceae.
AGCACAUGGUUUUCGAAAGAACGUCACAGCAAACAAGGCUUUUUUUAAAAAAUAAAAAAAAAGCGUUAUCCCUAUUUUCUCUCUCUCUCUCUCUCUUAUACACACAAAUAAGAAAUUGAAAAAUGUCUACACCUACCAGAAGAAGACUCAUGCGCGACUUUAAGAGAUUACAAAGUGAUCCCCCAGCUGGUGUAUCAGGUGCACCUUGUCCAGAUAAUAUCAUGAUGUGGAAUGCAGUAAUCUUUGGUCCUGCUGAUACCCCCUUCGAAGAUGGUACAUUCAAACUAGUUUUACAAUUCGAUGAAACUUAUCCCAACAAACCACCUCAAGUGAAAUUUGUAUCAAAAAUGUUUCACCCUAAUGUAUAUGCCAAUGGCGAACUUUGUCUUGAUAUUUUACAAAACCGUUGGAGUCCAACUUACGAUGUGGCAGCCAUCUUGACCAGUAUUCAAUCACUCUUUAACGAUCCUAAUCCCAACUCACCGGCCAAUGCAGAAGCAGCUAAUCUCUACCGUGAAAAUAGAAAGGAAUAUGUUCGUAGAGUAAGAGAAACCGUUGAAGAAUCUUGGGAGUAAAAUAUUAUAUACAAAUUGUAAAAGCAAAAUCUACCGUGUCAAAAAAAUAAAUAAAUAAACAAAAACAUAUUCAUACAGCUUCUCCCUUUUGAAUUGGUUCUCUUUAGGGAGAACCAGACUUUUUACAUCGCA